GAUACCAAAAUUACUUGGAAUCGGACGAAAAGUAUCAAGUAUGUACUUGUAUUUUCUAGUACCGUUUUGUCCCUAAUUAUGUUAUACGAAAGGCAUAAUGCCUAAAGUGGUUUCACGCAGCAUUGUUUGCUCGGAUUCUAAGGAUCAAGAAGAAUACAAUGAAGAAAAGCCAUUAAAUAUAUAUUAUUGCCUUUGUGGAAAGUUAACUUUAAUUAUUGAUUGUAGAAUUGAUAUUUUGCCCCUGCGGCCUGUUGAUGGAGCACGAGUGAUUGAUGGAAAACAACAUGCUCAUAAGCUUGCUUUUCAUGGAGGUCAGUCCCUCUACAUAAAACGCGACAAAGGAUACGAACGGCAAUAUCGCUUAAAC
Rhagoletis pomonella (apple maggot) is the source of this 367-nucleotide messenger RNA. Its product is annotated as UPF0428 protein CG16865-like. Lineage: Eukaryota; Metazoa; Arthropoda; Insecta; Diptera; Tephritidae. The record is from RefSeq and is a predicted model, not a curated record.